Messenger RNA from Anthonomus grandis grandis, 927 nucleotides. RefSeq names its product general odorant-binding protein 71 (gene Obp59a). Gene Ontology annotation, molecular function: odorant binding. Bases 44 to 760 code for a protein of 238 amino acids. Lineage: Eukaryota; Metazoa; Arthropoda; Insecta; Coleoptera; Curculionidae. The transcript has 5 exons. The record is from RefSeq and is a predicted model, not a curated record.
CAACCUAAAUUCUGUGCGGUGCAGACUAAUAAUUAAAAAAAAAAUGAAAAGUGUGGUAUUGAUAGUUCUUUUUUGUUUUGUGGCCAACUGUAAGGGCCUAGAUUGUGGAAUAUCGAAAUUAGGUGGUGACAAAUUUAAAAAGGUUCUUACAGAAUGCGUCAAAGAUAACAAGACACUGGAGACUAUUUGGGAUAUUACUUCAAGUAUGUCUAUUGAAGAUGAUGAGGAGUCAUCUAUUUCUUCUGAUGAAGUUCCGAUCACAAGAGGACUUGCAAAUAAUUUGAGAAAAUCAGAAGACUCAAACACUAACUUCGUUACAAGAAAGUCUUUCAGAAGAUCGAAAAGGUCAAGAUACAGCAAAGGACUAAAUAGUGAGUCGGGAAUGAAUAACAUGCAAAGAAAAUAUGGAACUAAAACAUCAACCACUACAGAAGAAGCUACAACUGUCGGUAAUGAUCCUGAAAACAAAAACUCGAUCGAAUCCAACGACACUUGUGUAUUGCAAUGUGUAUUUGAGAAACUUGAAUUGACGGAUUCGAAUGGCGUUCCAGAUCACAAGAAGUUUGUGGAUGCCCUCCUGCAGACAGUAAAUACCAGAGAAGUCAGAGAUUUUAUUCAAGAAACUACAGAUGAAUGUUUCCAAAAUAUUGAAGAAGAUAACAUAGAAGAUUCUUGCGAAUAUUCCAAAAAGUUACUUAACUGUAUGGCAGAAAAGGGACGGUCAAACUGUGAUGAUUGGCCUACAGGAACAAACCUAUAAAACUGAUAAGGACCAAUGGAUAUUUAAAUGGUACUCUUAAUUGGAUGACUUAAUUAUGGAUGACGUAUUUUACUGCUAAAACUACAUAUUCCUAAACCAUAUUUAUGCUUAGAAUUAUGUGAUAGUAAAAUAACUGCGUUUCAAAUAAAAUGUGAACAUAUACAAUA